AUGAAUACCAUCCUCUCCAUCGCUCUGGUCGCACUUCUGUGCUGCUCCGCCCUUGCUAGUAACUAUGGUUACAAUGGGUACGGACACGGCAAUGGUUACGGACACGUCAAUGGCUACAACAGAUAUCCAGCAUACCGAGGAUACGGCUACAACAGUCACCCUGGCUACGGUUACGGCCACGCUGGUUACGGCUACAACAGUCACCCAGGUUACGGUUACAAUGGUUACGGUUACAACACCUACCCCAAAUACUACAACAGAGGACACCCCAGCUACGGAUACAACAACAAAGUUUACGGUUACGGAUACCACUAA
Messenger RNA from Gigantopelta aegis, 315 nucleotides. RefSeq names its product keratin-associated protein 19-2-like. Lineage: Eukaryota; Metazoa; Mollusca; Gastropoda; Neomphalida; Peltospiridae. The transcript is spliced from 3 exons. The coding region runs from base 1 to 315 and encodes 104 amino acids. The record is from RefSeq and is a predicted model, not a curated record.